This is a messenger RNA of Plasmodium malariae, 4698 nucleotides long. It is a transcript of the gene SMC4, whose product is annotated as structural maintenance of chromosomes protein 4, putative. Lineage: Eukaryota; Apicomplexa; Aconoidasida; Haemosporida; Plasmodiidae. Gene Ontology annotation, molecular function: ATP hydrolysis activity; ATP binding; protein binding. The transcript has a single exon. Gene Ontology annotation, biological process: mitotic chromosome condensation. Gene Ontology annotation, cellular component: chromosome. The record is from RefSeq and is a predicted model, not a curated record. The coding region runs from base 1 to 4698 and encodes 1565 amino acids.
AUGCGGGAUGACGAAAAGGUGAGUGGGAACAUUUACCUGAGUGAGGAGGACGGCAAAGAAAGUAAUUCAAAAAUUCUGAGUAUCGUAAAUGCAGAAGAUAAGGAAAGCACAUUGUGUAAAGUGAAUAGUAAAGUAGGGGAGGAAGAUUUGCUGUGUAUAGAUAAUACAAUGAAAAAUAGGAAAAGAAUAAUAAUUGAAAAACUAGUUUUAGAAAAUUUUAAAAGUUAUUCAGGUGUAAAGGUAAUAGGUCCUUUUUAUAAAAAAUUUAGUUGUAUAGUAGGUCCUAAUGGUAGUGGUAAAAGCAAUAUCAUUGAUGCUAUGCUUUUUGUAUUUGGUAGAAGAGCAAAAAAGAUAAGGCAAAACAGGCUAUGUGAUCUCAUACAUAACUCCAAAUACUCGAUGAAUAAUGAAUACACGAAGGUUUCCAUUUAUUUUAAGACGAUUCGGGAUGAGGAAGAAGGGGCGGAGGAGCAGCAUCAACUGGGGGAGCAGCAUCAACUGGGGGAGCAGCAUCAACAGGGGGAACAACAUCACCUGGAAAGUAAAAAGGGACUUAAAGAUAGUCAGGAUAACACGUUAGGCCCCCUUGAAAAGAGUACACACGAAAGUGAUAAUAGCGCUGAAAGUGAGAGUGAAAAUUUCAUCAUCAGUAGAGAAGCCACGAUCGACAAUCAAUCUAAGUACAGAAUAAACGACAAGGUUGUAAAUCAAAAGGAAGUGGUGGAUCUGUUAUACAAAAAGGGAAUUGAUCUGAACAACAAUCGAUUUUUAAUAUUACAAGGGGAAGUAGAGCAAAUCGCUCAAAUGAACCCAAAAGGCAAUAAAAAUGAUGAAGGGCUUCUUGAAUACCUGGAAGACAUAAUAGGAACAAAUGAAUAUAUUGAAAGUAUCAACGAAAAUUUUGAAAAAUUAGAAAAGUUUGAAGAAGUUUAUCAUGAAAGGGUGAAUAGAUUAAAACAUGUAUAUAACGAAUUAAAGGAAUUGGUUACACCAAAAAAAGAAGCAAAAUAUUAUAUGGAUUUACAAAAAUAUACAUAUAAAUUGCAUAUACUAAUUUAUAAAAAAGAACAGUAUGAGCUAGCUAAACUAAUGGUAAACAAAGAAAAUGAAUUACAUGGAUAUAUAGAAAAAAGAGAUAAUCAUAAUAAGGAAUAUAAAGAGUUAUUAGAAGAAAGAAAAAAUAUGAAUAUUGCUUUAUCAAAAUUAGAAAAUGAAGAAGAAGAAAUUAUUAAAAAGAAGAAUAAAGCUGAUAAUGAAUUUAAAAAGUUAACUACUCAUGAUGAAAAUAUUAAAAAAGAGUUAAUAGUUAUCGUUGAAAAAAUGCAAAAUCUGUAUGUUAAAAGGGAGGAACUAAAAGAAAAGAAAAUACCAUUAUAUAAAAAAAUAAUACAAGAAAAACAAAAAGAAUCAAACGAAAUAAAAAAAAAUAAACUACCAAAAUUAGAACAAGAAUUAGAAAAAUGUGAAGAAGAAUUAGAAAAAUAUAAUGAAGAUAUAAAACAAGACACAGAUAAAAUUAAUACCAUAUAUUCUAUUGAGGAAAAGAAGUUAGCUCCUCUACAAAAUUAUUAUGAUAAUUUGAUUAAAAGUACAUCUGAAUGUACAAACAAAUGUAAUAUCAUAGAAAAGAAACAAAAAGAAUACUUAACACAUAUCGAAAAUUUGAAAUAUUUACAAAGCAAAAUUUUAAACGAGUUAAAAGAGAAAGAUAUCCAAUCAAAGCACAUGUUAAAAUUAGAAGAUGAGAAAAAAAAAAUGGUGAAAUAUAAAGAAAUACAAAUAGAUGAACUGAAAAAAAAAAUAGAAAAAUUAAAUUCUACUCUUAUAAAAGAACAAGUUACAUAUGAAACAAUAAAAAAAGAAGUAGUCACAGAUAAAACAACAAAUAAGCUACAUGAGUUUAUCUAUAAUUUGAAAAAAACAAAAAUUAAAAAUAUACAUGGUAUGUUAGGAGACCUAGGGUAUAUAGAUAAAAAAUAUGAAAAAGCCUUUCUAAUAGCAGGAAACAAUUGCUCCGAUUUUGUUAUUGUAGAAAAUCCAAAUGAUGCUGUUCUUUUAUUUGAAGAAAUUAGGAAGCAUAACUUAGGAAGAGUAAACGUUCUGUCGCUAUCCAUUUUAGAAAAAAAUUUAAUGCAAACGAUGCUCAAGAAUGAAGAGAAUUAUACACCUCUGCUUCCAAAUGUACAUAGACUAAUCGAUUUUAUAAAAUUUAAAAAUGAGAAAUAUAAAAUUUGUUUUUAUUUUGCCUUAAAAGAGACCCUACUAGCAAAUAGUCUAGAUGAAGCACAUGUUAUAGGGUACUCCCACAAAAAAAGAGUAGUAACACUUAAUGGGGAAUUAAUAGAAAACGAUGGUAGGAUCUGUGGAGGAGGGUUAAGCAAACAUUUAAAAAGUGGAAGAGAAAAUAGGCAUAGUGCUUCCAAUCAUGGUAGUAAUAGUAAUAGUAGUACCGGAAUUGGAAUUAAAACGAGUGAAUACGAUGAAUCAGAUUUGCUGAAAGUGGAAAAAACUGUAGAAGAACUGAAUAAGAAUAUGGAUGAAUUGAAAACACAAAAAAGUAUAUUACAAAAUGAUAUCAAAGAUUUAAACUCGUUUAUUGAAGAUAAUGAAUGCAAACUCGAAAUAACAAAAAAGAGAAUAGACAAUUGCAAAAAACAACUCCAAGAUAUAGAUGAACAAUUGCAAAAUUCAGAGGUACCUCAACUAACGAAAGAAGAAGAAAAUGAGUUAAAUGCUUUAAAAGAAUUAAUUGAAGAAAAAAAUAAUGAAAAAAGUAAAAUUGAAAUUAUUCUAAAAGCUCAAGAAAAUAAAGUAAAAAAAUACUACGAACAGCUACAAAAUGUUGGAGGAGAAAAAAAAAAAAAUCUUAAAAAUAAAUAUAUCAAUGCAGAAAGACAAUUAAAUAUUGUGAAAGAUGAAUUACAAAAAUAUAAUAAUGAUGAAGUGAAUGCACUAGCUAAUUUAGAAAAAGGAGAAAAAGAUAUUAUUAAAUUUACUGAAGAAAUUGUUGAAUAUGAAAAUAAUGAAAAAGAGCUUGAAAAUGAACUAAAACAUGUUGAAACUAAAGGAUGUACCAUAUAUGAAGAAGUAGAAGAAUUAUCAAAACAACUAAACGAUAUGCAAAAGAAAAUUGAAGAAAAUCAAAAAAAGAAACAAAUCAUUGAUGAAAAUAUUUCUAAAAAAGAUUUAGAAAAUGUCGAUAUUGUUUACAAAAUAAAGCACACUCAAAAAGAAAUCGAAGAGUUUAAGGAUAAAAGGAAAUAUUACCAGUCCAAGAUUGAUGAGUAUAUGGACCUCAUACAACAAUCUGACAAAAUUAUACGAGAAAAUAUGCUCUCCCACGUGAAAAAUGGCAAAAACGUCCAUGCGGGUGGGGCAGCGAGCCAAAGGGCUGACAGUCCACACUCGGAUAAGGACGAAGAUGAACAAGAAGAUAAUGAUGAAGAAGAGGAGGACGAUGAUGAAGAAGCGGAGGAUGAUGAUGAAAAUGAGGAGGACGAUGAUGAAGAAGCGGAGGAUGAUGAUGAAGAUGAGGAGGACGAUGAUGAAGAUGAGGAGGACGAUGAUGAAGAAGAGGAGGACGAUGAUGAAAAAGCGGAAGAUAAGGAUGCAGAUGAGGAAAGCACGGGAGAUGAGGAACAAAAGGAGAAAGAAAAGUGCGAAGGGGGAGAAGGUAGUAAAGAAAAACUCAAACCAAGUGAGGGUGGCCACGAAAUAAUGUGCUUAACAAACUCAGAAGAGGGAAAAAAGAGAAGAAUAUAUCACAGCGAUGAGACAAAGGACCCGCACAAACAAAAAAAGAGGAAAAAUGAGAAAAAUCGAAAAAAUAAGAAUAAGAAUAAGAAUAAGAAUAAGAGUAAGAAUAUGAAUAAAAAGGGGAAGAACAGGAAGGAGAAGAAAAGGAAAGAAGAUGAUGACGAAGAUAAUGAACUAAAGGAGCUUGAAGAUAUGUAUGAUGAAAACCAAGAAUUCCAAGAAAUAGAUAAUAAAUAUGAUUAUGUUAAUAUAAAAGAUGAAGAACUAGAAGUACUAAAUAAAAAAGAAAUUGAAACAAAACUUGAAAAUAAAAUACAUAUACUAGAAAAAAAAGCACCAAACUUAAAAAUUUUUCAAGACUAUAAUAUAAAACUAUAUGAUUAUAAAAAAAGAAGAAAGGAUGUUAAAAAAUCUAAAAAAGAAAAAGAUAAAAUUAAAAAAGUAUAUGAUAGUUUAUGUAAUAAAAGGAGAGAAGAAUUCCUAGUUGCAUUCAAUAUCAUUUCAUCCAAAUUAAAAGAGAUGUAUCAGAUGAUAGCAAUAGGUGGAGAUGCAGAAUUAGAAAUUAUUGACUCCUCUGAAAUAUUUAAUGAAGGAAUAUUAUUUUCUGUUAGACCACCUAAAAAAAGUUGGAAGCAUAUACAAAAUUUGUCAGGUGGAGAAAAAACUCUAAGCUCAUUAGCUCUAGUUUUUGCUCUUCACUAUUUUAAACCAAAUCCUAUUUAUUUUAUGGAUGAAAUAGAUGCAGCUCUUGAUUUUAAGAAUGUCUCAAUAAUUUCACAUUACAUAAAAACAAAAACGAAUGAUGCUCAGUUCAUUGUAAUUUCUUUGAGGAAUCAAAUGUUCGAACUUUGUGAUAGGAUGAUUGGCAUUUAUAAGACCAAUGACAUAACCAAAUGCAUAACCCUCAACCCUAGUAAAUUUCAAGAGGACCAAAGCAGCUAA